AACGGCACGCGCGUUAUCAGAAGGGGCACUCCAAAGGGUGUAAACUGUUCUAUGCUGAUAACGCGCGUGCCGUUCGUUACUGGAAAGUUCCGGGCUCGCAGCGUUAAAGAAAGGAAACGCAUCAAGGCAGAUAACGAUUAUUGUUGUGUGGCAGAAGGGGCAAGCCAAAGGGUGUAACUUUGCCUAAGAGUGUAGCAAGCGCUUGGUGGCGCAACCCACCGCCCCGUUCCAUAGGGGACGCUCAUAACAUCCAUCCAUCUAUCCGCGAACCACACAAGAGGCCGCGGUUCUGUCACAAAGCUCGCCGUUAGCGGCGCUCGUUUCUAGGUAAACAUUAGGAUUACGUGUGCUCCAGUUGCCGGGAAGCGUGAGGAGCAGCAAGUGAUCUUUCAAUGCUAUCGCAUUCCACUCUUAAAAGCACAGGUUAAGCAUCCUUCAAAUUUUUUGUCGAGUCACGGGCGCGGACGCGUAGCGGCCGCCCCUGUCGCGAACGCAACAAGUCAUCUGUUUUUCUUCUUUUUUUUUUUUUUUUGCUCUGCGCCUUUUCGUGGCUAAGCUUUGUUCUUUUUUGCUUUUUACGAACGGAGCGUUCUCUAGCAAGAAAGCGUGGCAGAACAGGCGCUCUGUAGAGGCAGACAGCCAAGACGAAAACGAACCGUUGAUUUCCUUCACGUCAACGAAGUCGUGCCGUCCCAAGCCGCCAAAGCGCCAAUUGUAGGAGGGGCAUAUGUACCCCGUUAUGGCCGGCGCGCAAGGAGGAAGCACGGAGACAUGCACGCUUGCCGUCACGGAGGAAAGCGCAUGCGUCGAAGUGUCGGUCUCGACAAGAGGGGUGCGACGCCAGAAGGCGCGCAGACCCGUUUCGCCAUAUUUCGCCACGCGUUAGUGAACGUGUCAACGGAAGAAGCCUGGUGCAUAUGCAUCCGCUGUUGCGGAAUCGGCGGGAGAUGUAUGGAACGGCAGUCGCCGACGGUAACGAAGCAGUUGUUCCUCGCCGCGUUGCGGAGGCCAUAAGUGCAAUAAGAGCACGCCAUUCUACGCGAUAGUGCGUGCAGGGCUCAAUCGAUCUCUCGUUGACGCUGAUCUAGGCAAAGUGUGACACCACUGAGUAGCGAUAAGCUCGGUAAAAGAAGCCCCCACGCUCUUGCGCGAGCGUAGGAUUCGUGCCCGAAGACACCGCCAUGUCGGAUCCUGGACAGGGACGGGUGUACCGUUUUCGCGACCACGUCGUCUCCGGCGUCAACUGGCGACCGACGCGGUUCGUCGACGAGGUUCCCAGUUCACGUGUGUGCGGCCUCUGCCGCAUGAUCCCCAAACAGACGGUGCUGUUGCCGUGCGGUCACGCUCUGUGCCAAUCUUGCCACGCAGGCAGUCUCGAAGGGGGCGUUGGCCAUUGUCCGUUGGAUGGAGAGGCAUUCGAAGAAGGGGAGUGCGUCGGUUAUGGAUUCCCGGCCAGGAAAGUGAACACCGUGAAGGUGUACUGCUGGAACGAAGCCCACGGCUGCGAGUACACGGGCACCAUGGACCGCAUGCUGGAACACUACGAGAACGAGUGCGCAUUUCACACCGUGGAAUGUUUGAGAUGCGGCCAGGGAGUCCAGCACAGAGACCUGCUAACGCACUACGCGGCCGGAUGCAGUGCCGGUGUUUCUACCGCGAUCACGGAGUCCUCGCAACCUACAGCAGUGACACUCGAAGACGUGAACGCUGCCCUUGAAGACGCGAAGGCGAGGUUGGGAUGUCUCAACCAUGACCAGCUGCUGCCAGUGAUUCAGAGUCAGUUGAAUGAGCUUAAAGAAGAAGUCAGAAACCAGGAAGCUACGUUCACUCGCGAGCUCGGAGCGUGCGAGCACAACUUAAAGGCCGAGAUGGAACAAAUCACCGUCACGAUUUCCUCGACCGUGUCGCACCAGCGGAAGUCCCAGCAAAAUCCAUUGGAAGAAGCCAGCACGUCGAGGUCACUGUCGUUGCGCUCGGGACAGGAUCUGAUACUUCGAAAGUUGGAACACUUAGUCAACCUGCAACACUCGCGGAAAACUUCCCCGAAGCCUGAUUCCAACCGUGUCAUUGCCCGUUGUGAGACUGAGUACGGUAACGUUCGGCAUUUGACCAGUGCGCUGUCGAUACCCGCACGCAUCAAAGAAGAUGGAUGCUUGUCAUAUCUGCUGACCCUAGAAAACUUUGAGGAAAUCAUUCAGUGCCAGGAAGGCUUCAAACAGUUUGCCGAGAUUACGGUGCGGCACAUGGAGGACACGUACUUUACCAUUGCCGUUUGGAAGUACGGCGGUUCUGCAGCUGACCUCGUUCUGAAGAUCCAGUUUAACGGGACGCUGGUGGACUCUAAGUGUUGGCCGCCUUUCUGGUUUGUGUUCGCGGUGCAUAAGGAACUAUUCUUUGAUCUUUUGUUGACUCCCGCUGCCGAGCGUUGUUACUGCAACCGCGAUGACCGCUCAAAGCUACACUUCCACCUCAAAUUUCGUAUAGACAUUGCCUCGCUCAAUAAUGAGGCCUGCCUCCGAGACGGAAAGGUACAGUUCCGUAUCGAUCUCAGCAAACGUAAGUUGAACACUGGGAUCAGAGGAGCAACCUAACGUUCGUCAUCGCAGAAUGUGCACUGCACAGGAGAAUCCUCCUCGGCACUUCAGAAAGUGUGUCACAGGAGCUUAAUGAAUUUUUGAUCUCCUUUCUAGUAAAUAAAGUGAGCUCUGCGACAUCUGUUUUUUUGGAAAUUUGCUGUCCCUAGUAACUGUCAACCAAUUCUUUUCUGACUGUACUGGCCGAUCAUUUUGUUUAUUUCUUGUGCUAAUACAGUUUUUGUU
Messenger RNA from Dermacentor andersoni, 2819 nucleotides. The record is from RefSeq and is a predicted model, not a curated record. NCBI's taxonomy places the organism in Eukaryota, Metazoa, Arthropoda, Arachnida, Ixodida, Ixodidae.